Molecule: messenger RNA, 171 nt
Organism: Aphanomyces astaci
Lineage: Eukaryota; Oomycota; Saprolegniomycetes; Saprolegniales; Verrucalvaceae
Exons: 2
Coding region: 1-171 (56 amino acids)
Source: RefSeq, a predicted model, not a curated record
AUGUUUGAAGUGAGCCAAGAUGUGGUCAAAGGCGUCGGGUGUCACCGAGACCGUUGGGAAAUAGCCUUGAUGCAGUUGCGCACUUUGAGUUGUCGUCGGACCCUCAGCGCUGUCAUGAGCGUCGAAGUCGUUGCCACCGAGAAGCCACCAGAACUAAAGCGAGCUACAUGA